This is a messenger RNA of Dioscorea cayenensis subsp. rotundata (Guinea yam), 1118 nucleotides long. RefSeq lists its product as uncharacterized. The record is from RefSeq and is a predicted model, not a curated record. NCBI's taxonomy places the organism in Eukaryota, Viridiplantae, Streptophyta, Magnoliopsida, Dioscoreales, Dioscoreaceae. The transcript is spliced from 7 exons. Bases 624 to 1025 code for a protein of 133 amino acids.
ACCCUAGCGAUCCUCUCCCUCAGCCCCAGCCCUAAGAUCAAACCUCGCCGCCUCGUGCUCCAACCCCAGCGAUCUUCUCCCUCAGCACCUCCUUCGGCGUUACCGUUGCCGGCGAAGCCACAGCCGGCGCCGACGACGACAUCCCUAUUAGACCCUUGCUCAUCUCAUGGUCACUGCCGCCUCGCCAAGCUCUCCAUUCUUCUCCUCCGUCUUGGAUCCUCUCGAGCGGUUGUCGGCAUGCCGAAGCACUAACGCCCUCCAGGGAAAAAGAAGGAGGGGAACGCGGCCUGGUACAUCACCAGGACCAAGGCUGUUCAUUACCUCCAGACUAGUCUCUCCAGCUUCAGGAAGCUAUGUAUUCUCAAGGGGAUAUUCCCUCGAGAGCCCAAGAAGAAGGUCGAGGGAAACCACAAGACCUAUUAUCAUAUGAAAGAUAUCACCUUCCUGGCUCAUAACCCCCUGAUUGAAAAGUUCAGGGAUAUAAGGGCCCAUAAGAGAAAGAUCAAGAAAGCUUUGGCGAAGAAGAAUAGAGAUCAAGCAAAUCGGUUGUUGAACCAAUAGCCAAAAUACAAGCUUGAUAUACUUAUCCUAGAGAGGUUUGUUACUUCCUAAGCAGUAAAACUAUGCAUUUGAUAUCAAAGGUUAACACCUUUUUCAUGGACUCUAGAUCAUCUAUUAGACAGGGUGUGCUUGCCAAGAGGAGGACUCACUUCCAAGGAAAUCAGUUUCCCAUCACUGCUAAUGCAGCAAACAGGGCAGCUGCUUAUUCCACCAGCAACAGGAUGGUUAAUUGGAACAAGCCAAGGGAAGCAGGCACUUCAUUUAGGAGAAAUGAUGGUGAAAAAAGCUUUGCUGGAAAGGUAGUCCAUUGUAUUCCAUUUGUUAAACAUGAGGAAUUUGACAAAGCACUAGUAGAUAAAUGCAGUCAAGGGGUGAAUGAGAAUUCUAUUAACCAAGACGAAUUAUGGAAUGAGGUAGCCAUUGGGAGUCAUAACAGAGUGAUAAUAUACAUGGUUUACGUUUAGAGUUUUGUGGAUUUAUGUAGAUUGGGCCUUAUUAUUGUCAUGCUAUGAGUGUAAUAACAAUUUUACUUAUUUUACAAAUAUGGCAAUAUAUAU